Aspergillus sclerotioniger CBS 115572 is the source of this 662-nucleotide messenger RNA. RefSeq lists its product as uncharacterized. The transcript is spliced from 3 exons. NCBI's taxonomy places the organism in Eukaryota, Fungi, Ascomycota, Eurotiomycetes, Eurotiales, Aspergillaceae. The record is from RefSeq and is a predicted model, not a curated record. Bases 102 to 581 code for a protein of 159 amino acids.
AAAUAGGAUCGGAAGGAUUGUAAGACUCGCAGUCGCUUUGCAUUAAGGCCCCCAAUUCCCUGAUCGCUCACCAUGAUUACUUACACGGCCAUUUCUCCGUGAUGCCUUCGCGUCUAGGGCGAAUAGAGUCCUGGGUCAGGUUCCCACCGGUGCCCUUCUGCGGCUGCCAAGCCAUGCAAGCGAACAACGACGCCACGAGGCGCGAAUCGGAUGCAUUGGCAUGCACCGAUCGACGAGUAUUCGCAUCAGGGACUUCGGAGUACGAAGCCGGAGUGAUACCUGCGAAUCCUACAAUCAGAAAUUGGACUGCGACCAACCUCCAGUUGAAACGGAGAGCAAAGAAACUAUUGAUGGUGUUAUUGAUACGCCAGAACUCUCGGCCCUGCAAUCCGUCGGUCUAUAGGGACUUGGAACAUCUUCGCCAUUCUUUGCGAUCCAUCACACGCAGAGGUAACAGACAGCUGGGAAUCCGGUCCUGCCCUAGCUCACUCUGUACAACCUUAUCGAUGACGCAGGCUCAUUUCCAAGCUCAAUCUCAUCCGUGGUUAUUGCGAAGUGUGCGGCUGACGUUUUUUGGCUGAGAUUUGGAUUCAUAACUAUCGGCGGAGUACAGCCUACAAUCUAUAUACAGUAUUGCAUGCUUGCUUCUGUUUCAAUUCCUC